AUGCCAGAGUACGAAGUAAUGUAUUUUGAGGCUACAGGCCGCGCUGAAGCUAUCCGGUUGAUGUUUAGCUACGCUGGUAUUCCGUUCAAAGAUACCCGAGUCACUUUCGAUGAGUGGCCUGAACUUAAGAAGGAUACAACUAGUAUGUAUAUUGUAGUAGAUGUACUUUAGCUCUUUUAUAUAGCCUUUUCAUAGUAAAAAUAGUAACUUUUAUAUUGUUAUAUAUUAUGGUAGAUCUACUGUUACAUAUUGUUGUAUAUUGUGUUAGACCUAAAGUAUAUAGAAGUUUAUAUGUUGUGAUAGACCUAAAGCAAUAUUCAUUCCAGAAGUCCCCUACCAAGUCUUGCCAGUCCUGUUCGUCGAUGAUAAAUUGCUGGCUGAAAGCCACACAAUCUACCGUUAUGUUGCCAAGUUGACUGGUCUUACUGGCGGUCCGGACCCAUUUGAUGAAGCUGUUGUUGAUCAAGCCCACGAAGUUUGUCGUGGCUUCAAUGAUGCAGCGUAUGGCUAUGUUUACGUGGUUUUGGGCUUUUGGAAACAGGAUAAGGUAGGAUAAAGCAAUAUAAACUAGAGUAAAGUAGGAUAGAAGUUGUUUAGACAAGAGCGUUACGAAAGGGAGUCUUUAGUUGGGCUAGGGUAAAAAUUGAUUGAGAAUUGUCAAGUUAGAAGGAAAAUACAGUAAGGCUAAAGUAAAUCUACGUAUGAGACUACAGUAAAUAUACAAAAAGGAGAAAAAGCAAGGUACUGUAAGAUUAGGGUAGAGUUGACGUGAAGCUACAAUGAGGGUAGGGUGGAGCCAGGGACGUCGUUUGAAAGGGGGGGGUGGCAGGGGGGGGGGUACCCCCCAGAGCCGAUUCGAAAAAAAAAUUUCACAGGUAGGUACCUGUACGCGGAAAAACAAAAAAAAUUUUUUGAAAAGUCGGUCCACAGGUAACUUACAGUAGAACCAUAGUAACAGGAAAACCACGAUAAGACUAUAGUAAGGCCAACAAAAAGCUCACAGUAGAACUAUAGUAAAGCUAACAAAAAAGCCACAGUAAGACCGUAGUAGAGAGAGACCACAGUGAGUUUAUGGUAAAUCUGAAAGGAAGGCCACAGUAGUACUAUAGUAAGGCUAACAUAAAGGCCACAGAAAGGCGAUGGUAAGGCUAACAAAGAAGCCACUGUUCAUACCUUACUCUACUCCAUCCCAUUUUCCAGAACGAAGCUUACAAGAAUAUCCUUCUGCCAAACGUUGAAAAGUAUUUCCCUCGGAUCUCAGCUCUCUUACAGCCUUCUGGCUACUUUGGUAAAAACGGCCCGACUUAUGCUGACUUUUCCUUCUGUCAAACGAUCGAAGGCUACAAUAGCAUGGUGCCGGAAGUUGUGGCCAAGUACCCGGAGUUUUUGGCUCAUUAUGAAAGAAUGAUGAAGCUACCUCAGAUUCAAGACUACCUCAAGAACCGCCCGGCAGCAAAAUGUACGAUGAUCUUGAAAAAAUCAAGCAAACUUGUGAUUGUGUUCAGGAAAAGAAAUGAUUUAUAUUUUUUUUGA
Bursaphelenchus okinawaensis is the source of this 1533-nucleotide messenger RNA. The record is from the annotation of a GenBank genome assembly. NCBI's taxonomy places the organism in Eukaryota, Metazoa, Nematoda, Chromadorea, Rhabditida, Aphelenchoididae.